GUUUACAAGCAAAAGAAUAACGUCAUAAGUGUUCUUUGAAGGGCAGUUAUAACAGAAUGAAGACUCACUUAAAUUUUGAAGGCCACGGUUCACUCCAGUCUCUCCACAAUGACUUUACCAGUUCUUUUGAGGUGGUUUUUGACUCUGUGUUCCUGUCCCGUUGUGAGGUCCUGUCUGCAGUGUGACCAGGUGGUCCGUUAUGUACAUGAAGACUUUCUGUCGACGGUUAAAGGAAUCCGAGUCCGUGAACAGGUCGAGCUAAAGAAAAUUAUCGAUCACGCUUACACCAAUUAUCGCGAGACCAGCAGACUGCUCAGCGGUGUCAUAGAUCCUACAACACUCUAUCGUGCAAGAACAGAAUACCAGAGUGAAUUCAAGAGGCACUGGAAAGAAAACAGGACAAAUUCUCUUCAGUGGGAUUUGAUUACUAUAUUGGAGAAAGGAAAAAGAAUCCUUCAGAAACACUUGGAGAUUUUCAUUGCUGAAGGUCUGUGUCCAAAUAAAUGUGGCCUGUUGUAUCAGAGAGUGAUGAACUGCACUUCCUGUCAGUAUGGGCUGUUUACAUGUCUGUCAGCCAAACCACCACUAGACUGUGGAGAGCAUCAUCUUGAGGCAGAUGAAGGAGAGGAGGUGGUGCUGGAUUGCUUUCUGUCUUGGCACACUCUUGUGGUGGGACAGACUGAGUAUCAUUAUUCCUGGCAUCCUGGAGAAACAAAUCUGUUAUUUGACGGAGAGUAUGAAGAGCUAGUGGUGACAAAGGAGUCUAAAAUCGUCCUCAAUCAGCUGAGUGUCAGUGAGGAAGGCUCAUACCGCUGCCUCCUAAAGGACCAAAAGGGAACUGCACUGUCCCGCACGUUCUUCCAACUAAAAGUCAAACCGUUUCCAUCCACAAGCCCUAGACUGGUUGUGACAUUGCCGUCUUUGCCCUUGGGUUAUGAAAACACACCUUACAGCCUUCAGAAGAGCAGUUUCCUCACUGUACUAAUUUUGCUGACUGUACUCAGCAUCACAGGCAGCUUCAUCAUCAUAAAGUACCUCAGAGAGAGCCUGAAGCAGCAGGAGGAGGAGAGAGAGAGAGACAGCAGGACAGCAGGAGAUAUUGAGCUCAACACUGAGACAGAAUGACGGAUCACAUCCAGACACAUGCAGGAAUAAAGACAGAUGAGUUUCCACUGUCCUAGUA
Danio aesculapii is the source of this 1183-nucleotide messenger RNA. Its product is annotated as izumo sperm-egg fusion protein 1. Gene Ontology annotation, cellular component: acrosomal membrane; plasma membrane. Bases 109 to 1125 code for a protein of 338 amino acids. The record is from RefSeq and is a predicted model, not a curated record. NCBI's taxonomy places the organism in Eukaryota, Metazoa, Chordata, Actinopteri, Cypriniformes, Danionidae. Gene Ontology annotation, molecular function: signaling receptor binding; protein binding involved in heterotypic cell-cell adhesion. The transcript is spliced from 9 exons. Gene Ontology annotation, biological process: heterotypic cell-cell adhesion; fusion of sperm to egg plasma membrane involved in single fertilization; sperm-egg recognition.